UGAAACACGAACCAUACCCAUGCACUAACAACUACGAUGGACAAAUUUGUAACUGUAAUCAAGCCUGCGCGCUCCUCUCUCAAGGAAACAGAGAAAUGUACAAACUCAUCGCGAUUUACUCCAUACCCUACUUCAAAACCGAAGACCAACAAGAACUUCCCAGAUGGAAUGUUAAAGUCAAAUUAUGCAGAGGCUGUGGCACAAGACAAGGCGCGCUUGCGCCAGCUCCUAGCCCCUCUCAAAAAAGACGGUACCUCCAAACCUUCUGCUGGGGAAAUCACGAAGCACCUGCUGAACACCCUUGCGGAUGAGUCAAACCCAAUUACUCAUUCUAAUAUAUAUGAACGUUCGGACCAUGUUGUUUCGGCCGCAUCAGGCCACCAGCGCUCCGACAGGCGUGGUGGCGGGCAUGGCCGAGAGUACCUUGAUGGGCGCUCUGAGAAGCUAGAAAUCCAGAAGCAUGAGAAUGCACGCGACUUGCACUCAGUGAAAAGAGACGAAACAGAAGGGAAAAGGGGUGUGCUAAGUGGUGUGCGCGUCUAUAUCGGUGGCUACCUUGCGGGAACAACCGACAUUGAGAUGAAGCGGAUAGUUUCUGGCGCUGGCGGUGUCACGUUGCUUUCCCCUAGCGGCGCUACGCAUAUUCUCACGUCGCAACAACUCUCAGGUUCGAAGACUCAUAAACACCUCGUGUCAAAGCGCGUUCCUGCACAUGUGGUGCGGCCCGAGUGGGUAUUCGAGAGUGUGAAGGCAGGUUGUAGAUUGCGAGAGUGGGAGUUUACGGCCGUUAAGCCCGGGAACACUAUGGAUUUGGCAAAGAUGUUCGGGAACAAGAAGGAGCUGUAACUGGGAAUUUUUUGAGGCUGGUCCUCAUUGUGCGUUGAUCUCGAGAAUGUAUCGAUAUCAAUAAUUUAUUGUUAUUUUUAUUCCAAUUGCCAUCUGACGCCAAGAAAAAGAGACAAAGAUAAUAUACACUACAAGCCUAGUGGUCCUCAGUGCAGUGAUUGAAGA
Suillus subaureus is the source of this 1011-nucleotide messenger RNA. RefSeq lists its product as uncharacterized. NCBI's taxonomy places the organism in Eukaryota, Fungi, Basidiomycota, Agaricomycetes, Boletales, Suillaceae. The record is from RefSeq and is a predicted model, not a curated record. Bases 37 to 846 code for a protein of 269 amino acids. The transcript has 4 exons.